Messenger RNA from Nannospalax galili (Upper Galilee mountains blind mole rat), 11530 nucleotides. RefSeq names its product autophagy related 2B (gene Atg2b). The transcript is spliced from 42 exons. Gene Ontology annotation, cellular component: phagophore assembly site; extrinsic component of membrane. The record is from RefSeq and is a predicted model, not a curated record. Gene Ontology annotation, biological process: piecemeal microautophagy of the nucleus; reticulophagy; autophagy of mitochondrion. The coding region runs from base 353 to 6589 and encodes 2078 amino acids. Lineage: Eukaryota; Metazoa; Chordata; Mammalia; Rodentia; Spalacidae. Gene Ontology annotation, molecular function: phosphatidylinositol-3-phosphate binding.
AGUUGCUCAGUGUCGGAGUCUGGCUCGACCCGGCAGUCGGCCUCGGGCUCUCUCGCAUCUUCUCUCGGAGCUGACCGAGCGCUCCGGAACCCGCGGCCUGGGGCGCCGGGGUCCCCUCCACGUCUAGUCCCCGCCGGGCCUAGUGCGAGCGCCGCGCCGCGCGCCAUGGGGUUGCCCUGAGGGACGGCUGCGUCGAAGCGGCAUGCAGCGGCCGCCGCGGGUGUAGACCCCCGCAACGGGUUAGACCCCACCGCGGCCUGGGGACGCCGGCAGGGCCCCGAGGCGCCCCCGGAGCCGAGGCCAGAGCGGUCCUCGCGCGCAGCCCCAGCCCGCCCUGCCGCCAGCCCUCACCAUGCCUUGGCCAUUUUCAGAGUCUAUCAAGAAGAGGGCCUGUCGGUACCUCCUGCAGCGGUACCUGGGCCACUUCCUGCAGGAGAAGCUGAGCCUGGAGCAGCUCAGCCUGGACCUGUACCAGGGCACCGGCUCCCUCGCCCAGGUCCCCUUGGACAAAUGGUGUCUCAAUGAAAUCCUGGAGUCAGCAGAUGCACCUUUAGAAGUCACUGAAGGAUUCAUUCAGUCCAUUUCUCUGUCGGUUCCAUGGGGCUCCUUGCUGCAGGAUAAUUGCGCACUGGAAGUGAGAGGGUUAGAAAUGGUUCUCCGACCUAGACCUCGGAUAGCAACUGGCUCUGAGCCCAUGUGCUGGUCAAGUUUCAUGACCAGCAGCAUGCAGCUAGCGAAGGAGUGUCUCAGCCAGAAGCUGACAGAUGAGCAUGGAGAGGGCUCCCAGCCUUUUGAAGGACUGGAAAAAUUCGCUGAAACCAUUGAAACAGUACUAAGAAGAGUAAAAGUCACUUUCAUAGAUACCGUUUUGAGAAUUGAACAUGUGCCCGAAAAUUCCAAAACUGGAACUGCACUUGAAAUUCGAAUAGAAAGAACUGUCUACUGUGAUGAAACUGCUGAUGAAUCCUCAGGAAUUAAUGUACAUCAGCCCACAGCUUUUGCCCAUAAGUUGCUUCAGCUCUCUGGAGUGUCUCUCUUCUGGGAUGAGUUUUCUGCUUCGACAAAGUCUUCCCCAGUGUGUUCAACUGCACCAGUGGAAACUGAGCCAAAACUCUCACCUAGCUGGAACCCCAAAAUUGUUUAUGAGCCACACCCACAACUAACUAGAAGUUUACCAGAGAUAGCACCCUCUGACCCAGUGCAGAUCGGAGGGUUAAUCGGCAGGCUGGAGUUGAGCCUCACACUGAAGCAGAAUGAAGUUCUUCCUGGCGCUAAGUUGGAUGUUGAUGGACAGAUAGACUCCGUUCAUCUGUUCCUGUCGCCAAGACAGGUACAUUUGCUUUUGGAUAUGUUAGCAGCUAUUGCUGGACCAGAAAAUUCUAGCAAAAUAGGGUUAGCUAAUAAAGACAGGAAAAGCCGCCCCAUGCAGCAGGAGGAUGAGUACCGAGUUCAGAUGGAGCUAAACCGGUACUAUCUGAGAAAAGAUUCCCUCUCGAUGGGUGUGUCUUCAGAGAAGAGCUUUUAUGAGACAGAAACGGCUCGUACACCUUCUAGCCGUGAAGAAGAAGUCUUCUUUUCCAUGGCUGAUAUGGACAUGUCGCAUAGUCUCUCUUCUCUCCCACCCCUUGGGGACCCCCCACACAUGGACCUGGAGUUAUCACUAACGAGUACAUAUACCAGUACACCAGCAGGAUCUCCAUUGAGCGCUACUGUGCUUCAGCCAACUUGGGGAGAGUUCCCUGAUCAUAAAGAGCAGCCGGUAAGAGGGUCAGCGUUCCCACCUAACCUGGUUCACCCAGCACCUUUACAGAAGGCUGCUCUCCCAUCCAGGUCUGUCUCAGUGGAUGAAUCCAGGCCUGAGCUUAUUUGUAGACUGGCUGUUGGAAGCUUUUCCAUCUCUGUGCUUCACAUUGAUCCUCUGUCUCCCCCUGAAACAUCUCUGAACCUCAAUCCAUUGACACCUAUGGCCAUAGCUUUCUUCACAUGUAUGGAAAAGAUUGAUCCAGCAAGAUUUUCAACAGAGGAUUUUAAGUCUUUCCGAGCAGUAUUUGCAGAAGCUUGUUCACACGAUCACCUUAGAUUUAUAGGUACUGGCAUCAAAGUGUCCUAUGAGCAGAGGCAAAGAUCAGCUUCCCGGCACUUUAGCACCGACAUGUCCAUUGGGCAGAUGGAGUUUUUGGAAUGUCUGUUUCCAACAGAUUUUCAUUCUUCUCCUCCUCAUUAUACAGAGCUCCUGACCUUCCAUUGCAAAGAAGGAACUGAUGCCCACUCGCCCGUGUGUCUUCAGCUUCACUAUAAACAUUUUGAGACGAGAGGGCCCCAGGGUAAUCAAGCAAGACUUAGUUCAGUUCCUCAGAAGGCAGAAUUACAAAUUAAAUUAAAUCCAGUAUGUUGUGAGCUGGAUAUCAGUAUCGUGGACAGGUUAAAUUCCUUGCUUCAGCCACAGAAACUUACUACUGUAGAGAUGAUGGCCUCUCACAUGUACACUUCGUAUAAUAAGCAUAUUAGUCUGCACAAGGCUUUCACUGAAGUAUUUCUAGACGACUCACACAGUCCUGCAAAUUGUCGGGUGACAGUACAAGUUGCCACCCCAGCGUUACAUCUUUCUGUUCGCUUCCCCAUACCUGAUCUUCGGUCUGAUCAGGAAAGAGGACCCUGGUUUAAGAAGUCUCUGCAGAAGGAGAUCCUACACUUAACAUUCACAGAUCUGGAGUUUAAGACAGAGUUUGUUGGCGGAUCCACUCCAGAGCAGAUUAAACUGGAACUGACUCUUAGGGAACUAGCAGGGUCGUUCCAGGAGGAGAAAGGAGAACCGUCUAUUAAGUUUUUCCAUGUGUCUGGUGGAGUAGAUGGAGAUACAACAUCAUCAGAUGACUUUGACUGGCCACGAAUGGUUCUGAAGAUAAACCCACCAGCCAUGCACUCCAUUUUGGAGAGAAUAGCAGCUGCGGAGGAGGAGGAAGAGAACGAUGGCCCCUACCAGGAAGAGGAGGAAGGAGGUGCUCAUUCCCUGAAAGAUGUCUGUGACUUGAGGAGACCAGCCCCAUCUCCUUUUUCUUCUCGUAGAGUAAUGUUUGAAAAUGAACAGAUGGUGAUGCCAGGAGACCCCAUAGAAAUGACGGAGUUUCAAGAUAAAGCCAUUAGCAAUUCUCACUAUGUGCUGGAACUUCUGUUACCAAAUAUUCACAUGACACUACCUAGUAAAAGCUUUUAUGAGAAACUUUAUAAUAGGGUCUUUAAUGACUUGCUUCUCUGGGAGCCAACAGCUCCUUCACCAGUGGAGACAUUUGAAAAUAUUUCCUAUGGCAUUGGGCUUUCAGUAGCCAGUCAACUGAUUAAUACCUUCAACAAAGAUAGUUUUAGUCCAUUUAAAUCUACAGUUCACUAUGAUGAAGAAAGUGGAUCUGAAGAAGAGACUUUGCAGUAUUUUUCUGCUGUUGAUCCCAACUAUCGUUCCCGUAGGAAAAAAAAAAUGGACUCUCAGAACAAGAACUCUCAGAGCUUCCUCUCAGUCCUUCUGAAUAUUAAUCGUGGAUUGAUGGCCGUGCUCACAGAUGUGAAGCAAGAUAAUGGCGAUCUGUUGGAAGGCAAGCAUGGUGAAUUCUGGUUGGAAUUCAGUAGUGGCUCAUUGUUUUGUGUGAGCAGACAUGAAGGCUUUGAUGACAAGCACUACAUUUGCCUUCACUGUGGCAGUCUCAGUCUGCACCACAAAGGCAUAGUAGAUGGAGCGAUUCUUCCUACAGAAGCACGACUGCCCUGCUCAACCCGCCCACAUUGGUUGGAGCCUACUGUUUAUUCCUCUGGAGAAGAUGGCCUCAGCAGAGCUGCUUCUGAUGGCGUCGGGGGAGACAAUUUGACUAUGCUCUCAGUCGCUGUGAGAAUACUGUCUGAUAAAGCAGAGUCCAACACAAAGGAGUUCCUUAUUGCUGUGGGACUGAAAGGAGCCACUCUGCAGCACAGAAUGCUUCCUGCUGGGCUCAGCUGGCACGAGCAGAUUUUAUACUUCUUGAAUAUUGCUGAUGAACCUGUUUUGGGAUAUAACCCUCCAACUUCAUUUACAACUUUUCAUGUUCAUCUUUGGGGCUGUGCACUUGAUUACAGGCCCCUGUAUCUGCCGAUGCGCUCUCUCCUUACUGUUGAAGCCUUCAGUAUUUCCAGCAGUGUGGCACUAGACAAGUCUUCCUCUACUCUCAGAAUAAUAAUGGACGAGGCUGCUUUACAUUUGUCUGACAAAUGUAAUACUGUUGCUAUAAAUCUGAAUAGAGAUUAUGUCCGUGUGAUGGACAUGGGGCUUUUAGAGCUGACCAUUACUGCAGUGAAGUCGGAGUCGGAUAGAGAGCAGACAGAGCCCCGCUUUGAGUUACACUGUUCCAGUGACAGCGUCCACAUCAGAACGUGCUCAGACUCUUGUGCGGCACUGAUGAAUCUCAUUCAGUAUGUUGCAAGCUAUGGGGACUUACAUGCACCCAACAAGGCAGAAAUGAAGCCUGGCGCCCCACAAAGAAAGCCAAAGGCAGAUCCCAGUGGCCGGUCAGCCUCCUGUGGUCCAGUGCUUCCUGAAGCAGAUCAACAGAUUUUACGGGAUCUGAUGAGUGAUGCUAUGAAGGAGAUAGACGCACAGCAAACCUCUUCAUCUGUUAGACCACAGGCCAAUGGUGUCCUCAAUGAAAAGUCUCAAAUUCAGGAGCCGUGCUGUUCAGACCUCUUCCUGUUCCCAGACGAGAGUGGGAAUGUGUCCCAGGAGCCUGGUCCUACCUGUGCAUCAUUCACGCACCGCUUGCUUAGUGACGCAGCGGCAGGCGCAUCCACUGAAAAUGAUGACUUUUGUAUUCUUUUUGCACCAAAAGCAGCUAUCCAGGAGAAGGAAGAAGAACCAGUCAUAAAAAUCAUGGUUAAUGAUGCGAUUGUGAUAAGAGACAAUUAUUUUAGUUUGCCUGUUAAAAGGACAGAUUCAAGCAAAGCCCCAUUACAUUUUCCCAUUCCUGUGAUUCGCUAUGUUGUCAAGGAAGUCUCUCUUGUAUGGCAUCUUUAUGGAGGCAAGGAUUUUGGAACUGUUCCUCCUACUUCUCCAGCUAAGAGUUACAUUAGUCCCCAUUGUUCACCUUCUCACACACCUACCAGACAUGGACGUCAUACUGUCCAUGGGGGAAAGGGAAGGAACCAUGACUUCUUAAUGGAAAUACAGUUAAGCAAGGUGAAGUUUCAGCAUGAAGUCUAUCCCCCGUGCAACCCUGAGUGUGGCUCUAGUCUCAUAGAGCAUCCAGCAUCAAGGCAGGUGUUCAUUGUCCAGGACCUUGAAAUCCGAGAUCGUCUGGCAACAUCACAGAUGAAUAAGUUUUUAUACCUGUAUUGCAGCAAAGAAAUGCCCCGGAAAGCUCAUUCCAACAUGUUGACAAUUAAAGCAUUACAUGUGCGUCCAGAAUCUGGCAGGUCACCACAGGAGUGCUGUUUGAGAGUGUCACUAAUGCCACUUCGCCUCAAUAUUGACCAGGACGCCCUGUUCUUCCUCAAGGAUUUCUUUACAAGUCUGUCUACAGAGGUGGAGCUUCUGCUGACCCCAGAUCCAGAAGUUAAAAAGUCCCCUGGAGCUGACGUCACCUGCAGUUUGCCAAGGCAUUUGAGUACCUCAAAGGAGCCCAAUCUAGUUGUUUCUUUCCCUGGGCCAAAACAACCUUCCUCAAACCAUAGUGCCAAUUCAAUGGAUGGGGCUGAUGGACUGGAGGAAAAGGACUUCUCAGCUGAGGAAGGUUCAUUUAGUGACCAACCUGUAUUUUUUCGAGAGUUCAGAUUCACAUCAGAAGUCCCUAUUCGACUCGAUUACCAUGGCAAGCACGUGUCAAUGGAUCAGGGCACUUUGGCUGGGAUUUUGAUCGGCUUGGCCCAGUUGAACUGCUCUGAGCUAAAGCUGAAGAGGCUCUUCUAUCGGCAUGGUUUGCUAGGUGUUGACAAAUUAGUCUCAUAUGCAAUCACCGAGUGGCUCAACGACAUUAAGAAGAACCAGCUGCCGGGAAUCCUGGGUGGUGUGGGGCCUAUGCAUUCACUGGUUCAGUUAGUGCAAGGCCUGAAGGACUUGGUCUGGCUACCAAUAGAGCAGUACCGGAAAGAUGGCCGCAUCGUCAGAGGAUUCCAGAGAGGUGCUGCCUCCUUUGGCACCUCAACUGCAAUGGCUGCUCUAGAGCUCACAAACAGAAUGGUGCAGACCAUACAGGCAGCAGCAGAAACUGCUUACGACAUGGUGUCUCCUGGUACCCUUCCCAUUGAGCCCAAGAAGGCUAAACGGUUUCCUCAUCACCGCUUAGCCCACCAGCCAGUAGACCUGAGGGAAGGUGUGGCCAAGGCCUACAGUGUUGUGAGAGAGGGAAUUGCAGACACAGCUCAGACCAUUUAUGAAACGGCGGCUCGAGAACACGAGAGCAGAGGGGUGACUGGUGCCGUGGGUGAAGUCCUACGCCAGAUCCCACCAGCUGUGGUCAGACCCCUAAUUGUCGCCACAGAAGCAACAUCGAACGUGUUAGGUGGCAUGAGAAACCAAAUUAGACCAGAUGUUCGGCAGGACGAAUCCCAGAAGUGGCGUCACGGGGAUGAUUGAUGCGUCCAGUGCAACUGCAGAGUGGUGACGAUAAGGGACCUCGUGUUCCACAUGGUCUCACAGAGAACACGCUUCAUUCAUGUGCUCAUCUCAGGAACAAAAGCAGCUUCUAGUUAAAUAACAGUGGCAAAGCAACAUGCAACCAAAACCUUGUGAUGUUUUUAGGGCUAGUUUGGUGCUUGCCUACAGAAAUGUUUGGUGGCUGGUGUCAAGUUGUUACAGCAUUUGCUGCCAAGUGUGAUGCUUACUUUUGUUAAAGUGACUGUAAUUUGUACUUGUUAUCCACAAGGUAUCAUCAGAAACCCAAACCCCCUUUACAGAGCUGAGUGCUGAAAAACACCCAAAAGACCGAUUAGACAAUUAGAGCACUCUUAAGCACUGGGGAGCACCCUUGUAGUUUGGGGGAGUUGAUUGUUCAGCUCAUAGUUUCAAGACUUCUCUUGGGUAGAGAAGCCACAGGGGAGCUUAGCAGCAGGAGUUUCCCAUGUGAAGGCUGAGCCAGGCCUGGCCUGCUGUGCCAACCACCAAGUGUGGCCUGCUCUGCUGACCACCGAGUGUUCAUGCCCUGAGCACAGCAUGCUUUCUGUUCACCUGGAGGGCCUGCUGCAGGCUGGAGCGAGUAAUGAACAUCACAGAUGCCAUCCGCAGCGCUGCACUUUAUCGUGUGUGUGUGUGUGUGUGUGUGUGUGUGUGUGUGUGUGUGUGUGUGUGAACUCAAGUCAUGCUAUAUCUUUAUGUCAUUUACAGAGAUAUAUAAAUAGGAAGAGGAGUAAAAGUUUCUGAAAGUUUCUGGCAAAGGAAAGUAACCUAAAUGUAAUGGCUUCCUUUAUUUUAAGCCUAAGUGAACAUGCUUUCUGUAGUGCCCUGGGCCACCUCAUCAUUCAUGUGUUCAUUUUAAGUAGGUAUCAUGCAAACCAGGUAGGAAUGUGUGGAAAGGAAGACCAGAAGUGAGCUUUAUUCUUUGAAAAUUAAAUAAAAAUACUCCAAAUAUGUCCUAGUCAAUGAAUUCAAAGUACAGUUUUUACUUGGUUAAUAAUGUACAUUUUGAUAACCUGUCAGGAAUGAAUAAAAUAUUUUUAUUUAAAGGUAAAAUUGUUGAAUGCUUCCAUGAAUAUUUUGCUUUUCUUAGAGCAUAUUCAUUGAUGCAAUACUAUGAUUUACCCCAAGAUAUAUAAGAAAUCAAAAUUGAUUGUGUUAGUAGCACUCAGUGUUAAGGAGGGAGAGGGGAGUUGUUUGCAAUACGUGCCUAGAGAGUAGAGCCUGGCAUGGUGGCGCAUGCCUUUAGUCCCAGCACUCAGGAGGCAGUGGCAGAGGCAGGCGGAUCUCUAUGAGUUCGAGGCCAUCCUGGUCUACACAGAAAGUUCCAGGUCAGCUGGGGCAACAGAGAGACCCUGUCUCAAAAAGACACACAAAAAAAACCCUACAGCAAGAGACGGGGAUUUUGUACUCUUCCACUGUUGAAAGUUCCACGAUCUUUUUAGUUUGUGACGUGGUGGGAUGGUGCCAAGGUGAAUUUGGACCCCAUAGCUGUUUACAGUUUGCAGGUGAGAGACUGAAGAGAAGGUUGUUUCGUCUAAAUUUUCUGAACGGGAAAGCAAUGCAACUCCAAACCCAAACUUUAGAAUUUAUGAGAAUAGUGUUAAUGUAGCAUUUAAAUAACUUUAAUUCAUAUUUUUUCUAAGAAACUUAAAAGGACAAUUUUCAGAGUAGCCCCUGUUUGGGCAUCAUGGAACCAUUUGCUGCUCUGUCCUGUUAAAUGGAGCCCAGGCUUGGUGUGGCCCUGAGCAGACACUAUAGCAGUAACAUGUUUAUUGCCAUGGUAGGCUGGCCUCUGUCUGCCCUACUGAAACAGGCUGUGUAUGACUGCCUGCCACACCUGAUGAGACUUCAUCUAAAGUUUCCUGACUCCGUAGUUACCCUUGGGUUCAAGGAGACGUGGCAUGGGUGAAGCCAUGAGCCUCUUCUGGGCCCUUGGAGCUACAUGUAAUCUUUGUCUUUUAACCAGUUAGGUUUGUAAGGCCCACUUACACAAGUGUCUGUGGUGCGUCUCACUCUUUCUCUGUUCUGCCAUCUGCACCUGGCCGUGGGUACUGACUGAUUCAGUCUCCAGGUCUGCUCAUGGUUGGCUCGCAUGAUGCUUGUCAUGCUGUGUCGUUUGCGAGGACCUGUCUGUAUUUGAACACGUUGAAGUUACAUAUCUAUUGUGUUUUCUUUUAAAAUAUGUCUCUUCGGACUUUUGUGAUGACACAGUUGCCACAUCUGCAGUUACCAAGCAGGUGGCUUGCCUUGGCCAAGACAUCUCGCCUCACUUGGCCUAAGUGUUCCCUCUGUAAGUGAUGGGGUUUCUUACAACAAGGCUCAUGGGAAUUUCUGGGUGAUUAGGUCAUGUGAGCAUGUGUGUGAAUAACGGCAUGUGCUCUAGCAUUCAGUGGAGUGCCCAGCCCUAUGGUAUCAGGCUGGUGGGCAGCAUCACAUCGGAACAGCAUUGCAUGGAAGCACUGUGGCCACAUCACACUACGGCAGCGUGGGCAAGUUUAGCUCUCUGGAUGUCUGAACUGGCCUCAUGGCUGUGUGGUUGAAUCUGGGUUAAUACUUCCAACUGGAAUGGAAUGCUCAUGUCUCCUUGUUGCUGCUGGGGUUCUUACGGCGACUCCUCCAGGAGUCAGGCAAGCCUGUUCAAGAUCACCCAGCAGGUUCAGACCCCAGCAGCAUUGCUGAUGUGGAUGACAGCCUUGUGUUACACACUGGGAAGCCAAUAAAGGCCACUGCAGUCUUUCUGCCUUGGAGCCCCCACUCUUUCCUUUCCUGUCUGUCCCUUCAUUGCUGACUUUACAAGUGGAACAUUCAUGGAGCAUUUUCCUUUUAGGAAAGAGAAAACAGAUAUCAGAGCAGUAGGCUUUCAUUUUAAUGAAACUUAGCUAUUAAAUUUGGAUUCCCCCUUGGAAUACAUGUAUUUGUCAUUAAUAUUUUUAUAAUGCAUAAGUCACUUAAAGAAAAAACCAAUUCAUGAGGCAGCAUGCCUGGUAGGAGUGGCGGAGCCCAGCGCUGUCUGUCUCCUGCCUGUGUCUGGGGUGCUGCCUUUCAGCCAUCUCCUCUUAGACCUGUGUUGUGGGUUGGCACCUUGCUCAGCUUCAGAAGAGGUCAAAUAUCUGCAUUCGCUCCAGUGGCGCCUCUCCAGCAUCAAUAGUCCUCCCUGGGUGUCCUAUGACUCACAUCCUUUGGCACCUAUGUGUUCUCAGCAGUGGGAGAGACCACUGGCCAAGUAGAGUUAGAAAUCUACCCUGUGCACAAUGUGUUAGGGUUAGCCAUUGUCUUAAGUGGUAUAGGUGAGAAGUUGCUUGAGAGACUUAAACUGUUCUGCUUCAUGUCAGCCUGUAUGGAGUACAGUUCCCUCAGACUGGGGGGAGGGGCGACACUCUUCGCCUCCCUUCACAUCCCAUCAGGAAUACAGAGUUUUAAAGUUCCUUGAAAGUACUGAGUGAACAGGAGGUGAUUAUCUCAUAUCUGCAAACCCUUCAGCUGGCCAUACCACUUGGCAUCAAAUACAGUCAAUCAAAUAAGCAUGUUUGAGUCUUAGGUUAGUAUGUAGAAGCUUGUUUUCUUUGCUAUCAGGAAAUCUUGGUUUACUGGAGUUUUCAGUCACUAUUCUUACGAGAACACUAGUAUGUCAUGUACCAACCUACUUUAUCUAGACAUUUUCAGGAUCAUGCUGGGCACACUGGCUCUUUAAGAGAGAAUUACAGGCAUGGUUCCAAGUUGACCAGUGUUGCUCAGAAAUUAUUUUCCUUUCAGAGACAGAAAAAUACAUUCCCAUGCACUACCCCGAUAGGCUUCUUUGGGCUUGAGAAAUCUGACUCAGCAUUUUGUAUUUGAAUUUUAGCAGUUUCUGUAAGCAUAGGCGUCGCAGGCCUAUCUUGGCCUCUUCCCACCACCACCACUACUGGGCCCUUGGGUCCAGCACUGCCUAUCUGCCACGUGUUAGCUAUGAGUGUGUUGUCAGCUAUUCUGUCACACCUGACACCCCUCCCCUCACAAAGAUGUUUACUCUGCUGCCUCACGUCUACUUUGCAUAUAUGAAAUGGCAGCUGCCAACCUCUGGUUGGAUUUGUCCUCUCAUUUGUGUAACCUGCUGGUCCCAUGGGACUCCCUGCUUUUUCAUGGAGAGGUUUUGUAGGGUUCAAAGCUUAGCUUCUCUGUGGUCCUCCUGGCCUGUUUCAGAUGUUAGAUAACCUCACCACAAGUGUGAGGACCUCUGUGUAUUGCCACUGUCCUGAGGACCUCUGUGUAUUGCCACUGUCCUGUUAUGUGUCCUAACUUUCCUAAUUGCGCCAACUGUGGAUGUGAAUACUUUAAGAACAUUUCAUCUGUACACGUAUUUUUGUGAAAUUGUAACUUGUUAGUGUGACUAUUUAAAAUAUUAUGACAUUAAGAAUACUCUUGAAGAAAAUUAAAAUAUUUACUCUUUGAAUGUUGCUUUAAACCCUAAGAAUCAUCUGUCACCGAGAACCCCUUCCUGACCUGUUCAAUCCGCUUCUGGGGUGGGUAGGCCUGUACAGGGGACUCUUACUGGCAGUGCUGGCCACCAUCUAAUGGCAAGUUAAGUUUUUAUCUGCUACCUGUUUCUCAGUUGAAUGCAUGUAAUGUUAAAAUGGGCCAUUCCUGCUCCUUUGGGGUACUAAUAAUCCUACAGUGUGAACUUGUGGCAGAUACCUCUUCAGUAUUGGUUUUAGGGAUGUAAAUAAAGGCUUGGUAAAUCUCUUUAGAGGAAAAUGUAAGGCAUUUAAAAAGACAGAUUAAAGGAAGUUUUGAUGUGAUAUGUCAUCACUCUGUAACCAUCACUUUGGCCAUCAGGUGAAAGUGACCAGUCAGACAUCAUACAUGGCUCUUGAAGAGGGAAGAGGCAUCUGUAAGAUGUGCAGACAUGAGCCACACUUCGCAGGG